Cydia strobilella is the source of this 1953-nucleotide messenger RNA. RefSeq lists its product as uncharacterized. The record is from RefSeq and is a predicted model, not a curated record. NCBI's taxonomy places the organism in Eukaryota, Metazoa, Arthropoda, Insecta, Lepidoptera, Tortricidae. Bases 62 to 895 code for a protein of 277 amino acids. The transcript has 2 exons.
UCGUAAACAAACGUCCAUUGCUAACACUCCCUUUUAAUCUUUUUAUAAAAAACUCUCUAAUAUGUCUGAAAAAUCUAAAUCGGUGUCAUCAACGGCCCCAAAAUCGUACAAAAGUCGACCUUCGACUUUCGGGCCACCAACUACGCGUCGUUCCAUCGUUCCGUCGACCACAAUGAAAGAUCGCUACACACGUCCUACGAAAAUCAACAAAAACGCGAGUUGUAUUAGCGAGGCCGAUUUAACAAUGCGUCCGGAGGUCUCUAUACCUGAUUUUGAGACGGAAAACAAGCCAGUGGCGUACGGGAAGUUUCUACGUUCGAUGUUGGAAGACUGUUUGCUGGAUGAGAAGAUUGAAAGGGAAGAAACGGAUCUGGAUAAACAAAUGGCACUGUUGGCGGACAGGUUCCAGAAGACCAUGUCGCAGUUGGACAAGACUAAUAGGCGGCUGAAGGAGAUAUCGUUCGUUCAGGAACAGGAGAGACUAAUCGAACUGCGACACAAAGACAACGCUAAAAUCUUUGAAGCAACUGCCAAGAGUACUGCUCCGGAGAUCCUGAACAGCCUGUCUAACACUGAGCAAGCUCACCUAGACAAGCUCGUUACAAAGAACGUGGAUUUCGGCUACGACAAGAACAGCGGGUACAAGCAACUACUUGAUGCUGUACAAGAUGCCAUCGGAGGUUUAGAAGAUAUCAAGAAGCAUUCAAACUUAGAUCUGAACAAGUUUAAAGAAUAUGAGAAUACGAAAACUGUGUCCGAGCAAAUGGAAUUGAGAAAAAUGGACUUGGAGAUGUUGAAGACGGAGUUUGAGGUUAAGUUUCCGAAGUUUAGCGAGAAACUGUUGAAGGAGGCUUCGGAGAAGUUUGCUAAGAUGGUUGAGGAUGGGGAGGAAUGAAUUUGUAUUUAGAGAAGUUGUGUAGAUUAAAUAUGAGGUGUUAUUAAAGUUAUAAAGCAAAUUUUACGGUUUAACUUACUUGUUUUUAGUCACUCGCGCUACGUGUUUCGGAGCGCCUUGGUCUCCAUUUUCAAGCACUAACAGUGCGUGAGUAGCGUUCACGAUGGCCGCGCGUCGCGUAUUGCUACACGCCGCGCCGCGCGCUGGACGCGCGAUGAGACAAUCGGUUGGGGGGUUCUUGCACUCGAUCUGUUAGUGUUUGAAAAUCGAUAUCUAGGCUCUCUGAAACAUGUCGCGCCAGUGACUAAAAAUGUGACUUCAGUAAAAUUAGCUUAGCUAAAUUCGAUUACUGAGUGUUUAACGCUUUGAACACGCUAAUAGGGUCCACACAUAGCGAGCAGCCUCGCGAGGAAAUUUCCUCGCGCGGCCGCGUGCUCGUGUAACUUGCCUCAGCACGUUUGCCUCACCCGAGCCAAUUUGCUGGCAAGAUGGCGUCAUUCAGUCAACUGUUCAAAAUGGCGCCGCACGUACUGACUGCGGUGGCUUGCGUUUCUGUUAUUUUGCUUUUUAAAGCAAUUCAAAAGAAAAGGAAGAAGAAAAGAAGGAAUCAUAUGAGAUUUUGAGGGUUUUUCCGUGGUUUGACAACUUUUGAUGUAAGUACGAAUAAAAUAAUUACACGCACCAUAAACAAACAGGUCUACACUGGCGCGCGGUAAACGUCUGAGGCGCUUUUGAGCAUGCCGAAAAACGGAUGCAGCUCGGGCGAGGAAAGCGCGCGCACAUCCACACUGGCCGUUUUGUGCGCGCUAAAAUUGCUUCGCGCGUAUGCUCGCUAUGUGUGGACGUGGACCCGGCUUAUUGUGCGCGGUGCGUCAUCUCGAUCCUCGUGUAUGUAAAAUGAAACCAGAAAACAUCCUCUCUCUAAUAAAUUAUUCCUUAAUACUAGAGCAACAGUAGAAAGUCACAAAAAUGUAAACAAAAAUAAGUUCAAACUCAGGGCCUUUACAGAUUUUAUAACUUUAGUGUCUGUGUAUUUUUAUAUCGUGUAAAUUAUAUUU